AGCGAGAGUUUUAGCAAGCAAAGCAACCUUGAUAAAUGGCGGAAGUGAAAAGUUCUAGGAUAUUCUUAAUAAAUUAUUUAUGAUAAAAUGGGCCAGAGCGCGUCAAAUGUAGCUAAAAAGGUGUCAAAGUCCGUUUCUUCAGUAUUUUCAUCAGAAUCAAAUGCAACAAACGACGAGAAGGGGCGUUUUGCAGUUACACCAUAUGUUUUCAAACGAAGAAGUUCUAUGUUCUUUGACCAGGAUGGUGAUUUGGCUCACGAAUUCUACAUAGAAGUAAAACAUGGACAUAAAUACAUUUUAAAAAAGUCAACAGAAAAUCUAGUUCCAGAAGGAGAAGUGGAGCUGUCACAUCCUCGUUUCAAUGUAGAUUUUCCCACAGUUAUAUGUCGUGCCCCAUUCAGCUGAGAAUGGAUUGGACCCAAGCACAUGUGUUGAUGUACUUGCAUAUUUAUAGUCCUCUCGUUUGUGUAUCAGAAAAUAGCAGCUGGUGAUGUCUAGUCGAUUGCCAAUUUUGAAUCUGAGCUGCGAAGAAAUUGUCAAGAACAGUGCAUCUGUGAUAGGGCUAUGCAUUUGGGAGAUGCCAAAUGAAAAAACGCAUAAGUAUUGGAUUGGACUCGUGUAUUUCUGAGGAUUGAAACAAUCAAAUACAUCAUUUUUGUCAAUCUACAUGUACGCAUCUUCACUUUUGACUGUGAUAUCACAUAAUAUGUAAAUGGUGUUCUAACAUUAACUAGAACUGCAAUUUUCAUCAUAAAUAAUAGUCAUAAGCUGGCCUUUUCAAAGAAAGAGCAGGCUAUUCUACUUGCCCCUCCAUCAAUAUCCAAGCUAGGUUAAAGUUUUUGGUAAGCUAAUAAUUAGUAAUUUAGUUUCUCAGGAAACGCUGUUACACACUCCUAAUCAUGAUGAUCAUCCUGAAACUUGGUGAUGUUUGUGGGCAUAUAAUUUUGGCUAAGUUGGAUAACAAUCCCCAUGGCAUGAAGUGCAUAUGAAUUUUUGCCAUUAAAUAAUUUAAACAUUGGUUUAAAUAAUGUUGUCUGUCUUAAACUUAACUAGUUUGAAAUGUAUCAUCAUUAAAUAAAUGUUGGUCACAAUCUUUGUUGGCAUACAAUUAGGGUCAAGUAUGGUUAUCAGCUCGAAGGAGUGAAGCACUUAUAAGGUAUUAAUAACAUUAAAUUUACCAAAUUAACAUUUACAGCUCUCUAUCUGAAAGUUUUAAUCUUACAAUCAUGAAACUUGAUGUAUCCUAGAACUUUAGAGGGGUGUAUUUUGUGAUAAUUGGCACUCUUGUUUAUUUAUUAACCUAUUUUGAAGAAGGUUUUAAAGUAAUUAAAUUCCAUCAGGGGUUUCGCUGCCAUCACCAUAGUUGCGACUUGUAACAAAUUUUGGAAAGUGGCGACAAUUUUUUCAAGAUGUCAAAUUUCAUAACUGACACUAUAAUUGUAGUCUGUGCUUAUCUUGAUAGCAAGAAAUCUGGUCUUGUACGUUACUGGAUAAUUAUGAAUAAUAUUUACUAAUUAGAAUGUACAUUAAAAAUCAAAUUCUUUAUAAAAGUGAAUCAAUUUUUUUUCAUUGAUUAAGAGAGCAUUUCAAUUACCGAUGAUCAUGUUAUCUUUAUCUACUUCACAUGAUUAAUAAUAAUCUAAAUUGAUGGUUUAAAAAUUAUAUUAUAUGAACUCGCAAUGAAAACAAUCUUUUUUUUUAUUGUGGGGUGGUUUUUCAUAUAACAUAUUUUCCCUAAUUCAAUCCCAUAAUUCAAAAUAUAGUGUUGACUUUUUAGUGUAAAAUUAUAAGUAUUUAUGUUUUGAUAAACAUUUUACUGAAUUGUUUUCUAGAUUUUCUUUGAAAUUUAUUAUUAUCCCCCGCCAUAGGCGGAGGGAUAUUGUCUUGGCGUUUUCCGUCCGUCCGGAGCCAUUUCUUGGAAGUGCUUUGGCGGAUUUCAUUGAAACUUGGUAUGAGUAUAUAUAUGGAUGAUGCACGCCAAAUGUCAUUGUACACCAUCUGUUAAUAACGGAAUUAUGGCCCUUUGUAUCUUGAAAAAUGCUUUUUUUGAAUGUCAAAUAUAACACUUUUUAUGUCUAGAAGCAUAUUGGAGGGGGAUAUCAAUUUAACGAAUUUGCUUGUUAUUGUAAAAUUCAUCAAGGUCUGUUAAAAGUUAUUAUUUUAAUCAAACAAGUAGACUUUAUCAGCUUUCAGCAAUUUGAUGCUGAAGUUUCCAUAACAAGAAGAUAACUUUGCAUGAAAUUUGAAAUUAACUAUAAAAGAACAGAUCAGGUAAUUUAUUGUAACGACCAAAGUGCCUUCCCCAGGAAUUUGUUCAGGCGCCCCGGGGCCGACCGGGGGUGGGUUCGGGAGGGGUGACCCCUCCCGACGUUGAUGUUUUUAAAAUUAACGUGUCAAUUCACGUUCUGUGGUGCAUUAUAACUCAAAGAAAAACAGCGUCAAAAGACGUCAUUUGGUGCGCUAUGACUCUUCAAAAAAAUCCCCCAGUCAUUUAAAAAAUAUAUUUUUUUUAUAUUGUUUAAUUGUUUUAAAACUUUUCCGCACAGAUAGUAAAAUCCCGACUCGAACGAUUCCCCAAUACAUCCGUUUCAACCCGACUCUAUUACUGUAUACUUACUAUUUUUCAAGUUUCUAUUUAUUACCCGAUAAUCCCGUUUAUUCCGUUUUUAUCAAUCUCUUUCUGGUAAAUAUUUACGAUAAAAGCUUUCGGUUAUUUCUUUAACACAAACCUUGCCAUCUUUUUUAUGUGACUAUUUAUAGAUUUGAUGAAAUAUUGCAUCUGAAUAUGCGUCAAUCCCCUGACCUGUUGUGUGCUUGUUAAAACGCUCAAUACACGCCAUUUGUAUGCAAUAGACGCGACGUUGUACAUGCUGCAUAAUUUUCGCGCUCUUUUUAAUUGAGAAAAAGAUUCGACACAAAAUAAAUUUGCACUGCUAAUUUGAAGCAAAAAUAUUUAACGUUGCGGUAACAUUUACAUUCGGAAGUGUGUUUCGGAUUAAAAACGCGUUAACAUCGACUUACGGUAAUGGGUUUCGGAUUACAAAUUUAAUUAUUCCCAUUUGAGAUUUCAACAAAUAUUAACCGUUGCGUUAUAAAUUCAACGAUAAUUUGUUUACACGCUUUACGAGUCGAAUAAAUGUUUUGACGGAAUUAUGCAUGAAAUGCACGUUGUCCACGAGGAUCACGGCCGGUUGCCAUCAUCAGUCUUCUAACUAUCGAUUAUCGGACGAAACAUUUACAAGUGUGCGUAAUUAAUUCAACGAAAAUUUGUUAAAGCGCAUUACGUGUCGAAUAAAUGUCAGAAAAACGAGGUGAAUCAGUUCUAUAAAUGGACAUGUUGAAAUAUACAUGUACUGGAAUUAAAUAAAUUGUUAUCACAUAAUUGUAACCGGGAGUCAUUUGCAUAACUUACUCGCUAUAAUAAUUAUUGUUUACCACUUGCAAUUAAUUUCUCGUAUUAAUUAUGAGUCAUAGGUAACACUUGUUUACAGUAAAAAGGUGUGAUGAUGAUGCCCGAAACCGUCUUUAAUGAUCUGUACUGUACUAAUUACCGGUUUUAUAUUACUCAAAUGGUACAACUUCUUGCUAAUCAAGCUGCGAUAAACUCUUACUUCAUGCCCGACGUCAAUCAAAAAUAAUGGUCGAUAGUUAACCCCGCCCUCAUAAGCAUUCGCGUAACCGAUUGGACGAUGAACUUCACAAUUUGACGACUGGAAAGUUACCAGAUACAUCCUUGUCAGCAUUUAAAUGACCGUGUAAUGUGGCUAGAAUAAUCGAUACGCGCGUCAUGCUAUUCUCUUAUCAGUGGAUUAUCCAUUACCCCAUGUGGUGUUUAUGGCGAUUACUUGUAAAAGUAGGUACCGAGUACUCUUUUAAAACAGGGAAUAUUGAUACACUCAUAGGGAAAUCUUGUUUUUUUUGGACAAUCUCCACUUUCUUUUACUGAAGAAUACACUGAUCGGAAAAUUUCAAGCGCCCCGGGGACUCUGAUUUCGAAAUUCAAGCGCCCCGGCAAGGGGCGCUUAAAUGGCCUGGGGAAGACACCAAACUAUUAGUGUGACCAUAUGUUGUAAUUAAGCAUAUGUUAACAUUUCAAUAAAUGUUCAUGUAUGUAGUUGUUUCAUGUGUUCUAUGUCUUAAAAUAUGCAACAAAUCGCUUCUACAGAUACUCUGGUACUUUUUGUUAGCAAAAUACAUUGUGUAGUGUUUAUUGUACAUUGUGCAGUAUAAAUUAUAUAUACUUUGUAAUUUCUCUAUUUAUUAUUUUGAUAUUAAUUAUGUUUCAAUGAUGUAUUUCAAUAUUUUAAUUAUUUUUUUAAACAACUUAAUGUAAUCUUUCAAUUAUUUGACAGUAUUUCAUGUAUGUGAGCAUACAUCUUUUAGUGGUACUUCUUGAUGGGAGUACAGUUAUUUUCCUCAUUUUGGUUCAAUGCAUUCAUAAUUCAAUUGUUUGGUGUUUACAUAAUAAAAUACAUACAAGAAUCUAAGAAAGAGUACAAUAUCUACUUGUAUGAAUUGGUGUGAUUUUGGAAACACCCAAAAUGUGGAAAAUAACAACUCUGGUUAAAAAGUUUACCAAUUCUUCAUGAUAGAAAAGAGCCAUUAAAGAUCAGAACUAUUUAAUUUGUGAAGCAAUGAUUCUGAUGAACAGGAGGUAAUCUGCUGAAAAGAGUAGAAACAAGAGGCCCAUGAGGGCCUGAAUCGCUCUACUGGCUGGAAUCAAUAGGGCUCAAGCCCUUGAUAGUAUGAACAAUCUGAGUAAGUUUUAAACAAACAGACCCAAAAUGGGAAAUUCAUCGCUUAAACAAGAAGAAAUGUAAAAUUUAAACUUCAAAUGGCUCCUUUUCAAUAAUAAGUUGGACAAAUUUUCUUCACUCUAAAUGGGGUUCUGGCUCUUGAUGAUAUAAAACAUCCAUUUAAGUUUCAAAAGGAUAGAACUUUAUAAAACAUCCGUUGAAGUUUCAAAAGGAUAGAACUUUAUAUGUAAACAAACAAGAAAUGUGUUUGUCGGAAACACAAUGUCCCCUUCUGCGCCGCUUUGUUUUUUUUACCUUUGACCUUGAAGGAUGACCUUGACCUUUCACCACUCAAAAUGUGCAGCUCCAUGAGAUAUACAGGCAUGCCAAAUAUGAAGUUGCUAUCUUCAAUAUUGCAAAAAUUAUGGCAAAAUGUUAAAGAUUUUCUCUUUUUUUUCUCCAAUUCAACGGGAGAUAAUUCUGGACAGUAGAGCUAAUAACACACUCAGAAUAAAAACAAUAUUGGUAAAAAAUAAUCAAUGAACUGCUUGCAACACAAUAAAUAAGAAAAACUGUUAAAACAGAUAUUUAUUGAAAUUUCCAUUAUAGAAAAAACAUGAAAUACAAUUCUUUUGUCCAAAAAAUGCGGGAAAGAUCCAAACAAUGUUGGCAACUUUCAAAUGCCAUUCAAAUUUGUACAAAACAUUAAAAUAAAAGAUAGGAAGAUGCUUAAAUUGUACUGGAUUGUUUUUCUUUUUAUGUGCAGUAAAAACCGCCAUCAUGCUUUCUAGAGUAGCCACCAUUGGUGCCUGCGCUGUGAGGACUCUCUGACAGGAGGAAAUGAAAAAAAAAAAAAAACCUAAAAAAACAGGUUUGAUUUUACAAUACUGAUCUUUUUUAACCAGAACCCUGCAACAUAAAACAUCUUACAACUGAACAAAUUUUGCUUUUUUUGUUGCUGUGAUUUUACCUUAGGAAAAAAGUAACAAUUCAUAAAAUAAAGUGGCCAAUAGCAAAACAAGGUUAUUAAAAAUAAUUUAGAACAAACUAUUAUUGUAUGUUAUCAGACAUUUAUAAGAUGACCUGUACAAACAAUAACAGAAUUUCGGGGUAUACACAACCCAUCAAUGUCUCUGCAUGCGUAUCUCUGUUAGUAUCAGGGGUGUGAUUCACAUCAAUUAUCUAAGCGUGUUCACAAGAUGUUGGCUGAAAAUACUUGGUACAUUAUGACUGGACAUCAUAGAUUGGACAAUGUUUUUCUGAGGCCUUUUUCACAGGGGUUCCUCUGUGCUUUAAUUUGAAAAUAAGAGAUACCUGAGUGCUUUAAAUUCUAAAUGUUCUCAUUUUGUGCUUCUUGAAGAACUUAAGAAGUACAGCAAUAAAUAAAGGAUACAGAGUCUUUUUUAUUGAACCCAAUUUAAAAUUGGGGUCAUUGCCUCUCUGCCUUAAAAAAUCCAUCGGAAAGGCCUGGUUCUUUCUUAAGCCAUACUUUUAGAACAACCAAUAAAGCAAUGAUUGUAGAACUCUGUCACAUAAUGUACCAUGAGUUGUUUUCAGCUCAAUAACUUCUGUUUGUUAGUAGUAAGCAUAGAAA
Messenger RNA from Dreissena polymorpha, 6330 nucleotides. Its product is annotated as tumor suppressor candidate 2-like. NCBI's taxonomy places the organism in Eukaryota, Metazoa, Mollusca, Bivalvia, Myida, Dreissenidae. The record is from RefSeq and is a predicted model, not a curated record. Gene Ontology annotation, biological process: regulation of mitochondrial membrane potential. The coding region runs from base 88 to 405 and encodes 105 amino acids. Gene Ontology annotation, cellular component: mitochondrion. The transcript has 3 exons.